Molecule: messenger RNA, 16859 nt
Organism: Diorhabda sublineata
Lineage: Eukaryota; Metazoa; Arthropoda; Insecta; Coleoptera; Chrysomelidae
Product: eukaryotic translation initiation factor 4E transporter-like
Exons: 15
Coding region: 6802-10155 (1117 amino acids)
Biological process (GO): negative regulation of translation
Cellular component (GO): nucleus; cytoplasm
Molecular function (GO): mRNA binding
Source: RefSeq, a predicted model, not a curated record
UGAAAAGUGAAAGAAAGGCAUAUGGCGUUCGUUUCUAUUUUUGCUAAUUCAAAGAGGUUUAUGUGCGUUGUAAUUGAAUUUUGAGAAUAAACCAUACACACAAGUUAGUGUAAUAUACAAGCAUUUUUCAUUGAAUUUAUUAUCGCGAAAUUGACUUGUUUGUGUCCGUAUGUUGAGUUUUUGUUGACGAAAUAACAAACUGUGAUAUUAAUAUUAGUUGUAUAUUAUAUAGGUUUUUCUUUAUACGAUUUCGAGUUUUGAUUAUUUAUUAUACAACUUAGAUUAGGUGUACAGCUGACUUUGUAUUAAAAGUGUAACCAAAGAAGAAAAUUGUGCUAUGUCUAUGUCACAGGCGUCAGAAACAGAGAAAAUGCAGAUGAAGAUUUUGAGUGACAAGCAGUCUAAAAAUGGCAAGUUAUUUUUUAACAUUUCCUUAAAGUUAUACGAUACAACAGAACUUUAUUCUAAUCUUGAAGUGUAUCAAAAAGUUCUUUUUAAAUUUAUUAUAUAUGUACCUUUUCAUUGUCACAUAAUGUCUACCUUAUCCAUUUUUUUUUCAAUUCAUUUGUCAUCAUCUUUAAUCAGCACCUUUAGAUUUAUAUAUGUAAAAUAAAAUAAGCAAUUGUUAGCAAUAAAAAAUACAACACUUCAUAGAUAAGGUAAGGCUGAAUACACUUUUUUUGUUUUUUUUUUAUUAAUGCAAAAAUAAUAUUUUUAUUUGAAUAAAUGGUGUUUUAAUAUUAAACAAUCUAAAAAUAUAUGCCAAUAUUAUACAUGCAACAAAUAGACAUUAAUAGUAUACAUUUAUUUGGUUAAAUCACUACACAUACACUUCACUGGACUUUAUGGUUACCAUAAAAACAUUGGCUUGUCUAGAGUAUUAUAAAGUAUCAUAAAUUUAAAAGAUCAAAAUAAACAAAACCAUAGCAGAUACUCCAAAAAAAUCUGUGGAUUAUUGAAGGGUACAAUUGGUUUUUCACAUUUUUAUUUUCUAUUUAACAAUAUUCUCUUGUGUCUUGACAUUAAUUUACUAUAUAAAACUGCAAUUAUUGCAAAUAUUUCUAUUGAAUUACUGUCUGAUAACACAGUGAAGUUUUUUCAAGCAAUUACUAAAUUGGAACUUCUGCAACCAUGAUGAUAUUAAUGCCGAGAAACUCUGUUUAUUGUUAUCACUAAACCAACACUCAUUAUGGCACUGUCUAGCUGUGUUUUGAUAACCAAGUUAUUGUCUUCAGAAAUUGGAGCUAAGGUAAAUUUUACCUGUGGUAGCAUUAAACAGUGACUUGAAUUGUUUUCUAAUUUAAAGCAUCAAAAUAAAAUAAACCACAGCAGAUAUUUCAAAAAACAGUGUAUUAUUCAAGGGUUAAUUGUUUUUCCUCAUUUAUAUUUUCCAUUUACCAAUGUUCUCCAGUCUCUUGAUACUAAUUUAAUAUAUGUAACAAAAUGAAUAACAUACUGUUUACUGCUAUCACUACAAUAACAUUCACAAUUACACUGUCUUAUUUUCUCUAUGUUAAAGAUUACCACACUUUGAGACCAAUUCUUUUGUCUAUUUUGUUUCAAAUGGAAUUCACUCAUCAAUUCACAAAGCUGUUGAUACUACUCGAGAUUGUUCCAGAUUUUCAUAGGAAGGAUAGCUUUCAUUAAAAUGAAAAUUCUACGCCACUAUCUAAUUUGAAAAAUUAUGGGGCUGGCUGUAAAGCAAAUAAAAUAAUAAAUUAGAGAAAUAUUGUUUCAAGAAUGCACACCAUCUUAUAUUAAACAAGAAUUGGUAAACAAAUGUUUUUUUAAGUUUGAAAAUUAUACAGACAUGAAGCAGAAAAGUAAUUAAACAUGUCAUUUCAUUUAAUCUAGUAUGUGUGUGUCAGAAAGUCAUUAUUGUUAUUAAUUAUGACAACUAUAUGUUGUUGAUUUUCCUUAACUAAUUUGAUUACUUAUCAUUUUCUCGAGUUUCACUUCACCAAAGUAAUAGUAUCAAUUGUCUGCUUUUUAGAGAGUAUUUUUUAUCAUUUCACACAUUUUUGAAUUCUUAAAGUCUAUAUAUCUACCAAUUGGGUAAGAAGAAUAUUAAUAAAAGAAAUAGCUGAUUUAUUUAAUAAUAGUUUUUCAAAUCCCAAACCUUUUUGAAAAAUGCAAUUUGCAUAAUUGGAAAUCACUUUAAAGGAAAAUAUUGCAUUAAAAUUGGCGGGCAAAAGACCAAUGCUAAUAAUGACAAUCGUUUGAUGUUUUGCUAAUUGUGAAGGAAAAUUCAAAGGCAUCAAUUUACCAAACUAGAAUGUGCACCAUUCAAAAUAACAUACUUUUCUCCUUGCCAAGUAACAAUAUUCUUGUUAUUUUGUGAAAUCAGAAUGUGGAUAGACAUUUCUGUAAUAUUUUUAAUGAAUCUAUAUUUAUGCUUAAACCUAAUAAAUUUAUUUUAUUUCCAAUGGUAUGUAAACAAAUUUUUUGUUCAACUUGUAAUAUUAUCUUUACUGUAUGCUUGAAAAGAGAGGAAUAUCAUUUUUUAUUUGGAAUACUCAGUCAAUUCACAUGAUUGUUGAAUUUAAGGCAUUAUUAAUUUAAAAUUUAUACUACUCUGACUUUUCUCAUUACUUUUAGUAUAAUACCUGAAAAACGAAUUUGUCGUUCAUGUCAUAUCUGACACACUAUGAUGAUAAAAUGUUUCAGAAAAUAAUCUUCGUUAAAGAAAAUUUUGUUGGUCAAUAGUUUUGUGUUGUAACAAGAAAUAUCCACCAAAGAAGAAUUUGUUCACAUAAGCUUAAAGCACUUUUGUGAUUUUACAAGAAUAAAAGUUCAAUAUGAUAUUGAAUGGUAAUUAAAUGAAUUCCUGAUAAAACAUCACUUCAGGGACUGGAAUUGUUACCAAUACUAAGGAAUUGGCAAUAUAUUUCACAGACAUUGAUAAUUGUGGGAAGAAAUUCAUUUAAAAAAGCUAAUAAUCAACAGUACAUCAAGAGCCUUGGCUGCAUUUAUUCUCAUUUCAAUUGAGAAGAUAUUUAUUAAAAACUUAAUAGGAUAUUGCUAUAUAUUCUGAUUCUGAACCAGAUCUACAGAACUAAAUUAUUAGUAUGUACUAUAGACAACAGACUUGGUGUCUAUUAUGACUGCCAAUAAUGGGAUUUUGUAUUUGUGAGAUACAGUAGGGAUAAGAAUAAAAGGAUAGAUGUGCUGGGGUAUGUUGGUCUGAUUUUGAUGAAGAAUAUGUGGAAAUCAGAUUUGCUUCUCUAAGGAACUCUUUAAUAGAUAAUAAUAUGUCUGAUGUUCUAUGGGAUGAGAUAUUGACUAUACUUAUAGAACCAGUUGUAUUAAUAAUUUUGAAAGGAAAUUUUUCUUAUUUGGAAGGUGAAUUGUUGACUGUUAUUAUUUAAAUAAAAUUUUUGAUUCUUUUCUUUAGAAAAAAAGAAAGUUUUCAUAUACAGAGUUACAAUAAAAUAAUGCACCAAAUUUAUAAAAACCCUCAUAUUGAAAAAAUUCAAAACCACGUCAUGUAAGAAAAAACUAACCUAUGAAAACGAAACUAAAUAAUAUAAAGAAUUAAAAUUUGAAGUUGUCUGGUAAGGAUAUCUGUUUUUAUCAAUUUUUUCAACUUUUCGUUAGUAUCAGUCUCACAAUUAAUGUCAUACCAAGUUUAUAAUUAUGACUCCUUUAACUGAAAGAGGGCUAUACACUUGGAAGUCAUAAAGAAGCACAGUAAGCGGAAUUGUUGCAAAAUUUAAUCAAAUAGGAAGUGUAAAGGGUGCCCCAGCAUCUGAAAGACCAGAAAUAAGCGACAAUGCAAAGAUAUUUUGCUCUUAUUAGUAGACAAUCCUCAUACAACUUCAACAGAAAUUGCCUUAGUACAAAAUGUUAGUCAGUAAAGUUUUUCAAGAAGGAAAAAAUGCACUGGUACAAAGUUCAACUUGAUUAAUAUCUCUCAUGAGAUCCUCCGGACAGACUUUUGGAAUUUUGUAAAAACUUCAUCAAACGUUGUGCUGGAAAUCCAAAUUUUCUUAAUAGUGUAGUAUUUUCAGAUGAGGCAAUGUUUUGUUUUAGUGGUUUACUGUAUCGACACAAUUGUCGCUAAUGGGCUCAGGAAAAUCCCCACUGGAAAAAAUCAGGACUAUGUUAACCGACUAAACAAUUUAGAAUGGAAUGGAUUGAAUUAGACCCAGGGAUUGUAACUAGUUACUUUUUUAAGAAGGUGUCACUUUUUUCAGAAUUUUGUCACUUUUUUUGACUAUUUGAAAUUUAUUUUGAUUUUUUUGUUCAAUUUUAAUUUUCAAUAUUUUCUUUCUUUUAAAUGUUCUUGAUUUUAGGUCUCUUCAGUUUUAAAAUUAGUUUUUUUUUCAAUAAUUUUUGAACGAUUGAUAAAAAAUUGACAUUUUGACUUAACUUUAGUUUUUAUCAUAUGAUAUUGACACUGACAAUUAGUUCUAAUAAGAAAAAUUAAUGUUUCCUUAGUCUAUACUUCUCAAAUAUGUAGCAGCAGUUCUUAAUGAAAUUAAUUGUAGUUUCAUUAGAAUUUACAAAAUUCUCUUUUUCGUGUAUUAGAUUCCGUUCCUAGAAAUUUUUGAAUGUUUAUAAUUAAAUUUAUGUUUUUUACAUAUUUCAUGGUUCGUUAAUGCAGUUUUAUUUUUUCUAUCGUAUUGACGACUUUUUAGUCUAUUUUCUAAAUACUGAGAGGUCUGCCCUAUGUUGACAGCGUCACAAUUGAUGGUUAUGCUAUGGGAGUAUCCAUUUCAAGUGUUGUAGCACAAUUAGAAAUGGAAGAUCUCGAGGACACUGUCCUAAGCAUACUUGAUAUAAAUAUUCCAUUCUUUUUUCGAAAUAUAGAUGAUUGCAUUACUGCCGUACCAAAGCAUCAAAUUGAAAACAUAAAUAAAAAAUUCAAUUCUUAUAAUAAAAAACUUCAGUUCACAAUCAAAAGCGAACAAUAUAAUAAAAUUAAUUUUCUUGAUGUCACAUUAUAUAAAAUUACCAUAAAAUUAACAAUAAAAUUAGAACAGAAUGGUAUAUGAAACCAACUUGGUCUUCAAGAUAUUUGAACUUCAAUUCAUGUUAUCCCAUAUCACAAAAAAGAUUAGUGAUAAUAAGUUUAGCUGAUAGAUCUAUCCAACUAUUAGAUCCUGAAUUUAGAUGCUUCGCUAUUCAAAAAGCAAAAACUGCAUUGAAAAAAAAAUAAUUAUCCGAAAAAAUGAUAAACUACAAAUUCAAGGAAAGUAUAAACAGAUACUACAAUCAAUUAAAAAACAAAACAGAAACGAAACAUCAAAACAUGAAACAUUUUUCCUCACCAUAUGUACAAGGACUUUCCCAACAACUAUCGAAUUAUUUCAAUAAAUAUGUUAUUAGAAGUCAUAAAGGACAUAAUACGUUAUUCAAAUAUUUCAUUAAAUUAAAAUCUAAAACACCAAAAACCAAAAAAAGUGUCUUGUACUAAUUGUGACGCUGUCUACAUAGGGCAAACAUCUCAGUAUUUAGAAAAUAGACUAAAUGGUCAUCCAUACCAUAAAAAAAAAAUAAAACUGCAUUAACGAACUAUGGAAUAUCAAAAAAACAUAAAUUCAAAUAUAAAGACUCAGAAAGUCUUGGAAUCUAAUACACGAAAAAGAGAAUUUUUAGAAAUGGUUCACAUUCAUAAGGACGAAAAAGCUAUAAAUAAUAAAAAAGACAAAUAAUUUAAUUAAUUACCGCCACAUAUUUGUUAUGUAAAUAAAUUUCUAUUUUGAUUUUAUUUUAAUUUUGAUGUUCAUGAUGUAUGGGAUCUAUUGAUUAAUAUAAAUAUGCAAUUGUCAGUGUCAAUAUCAUAUUUUGACAAAGACUGAAGUUAAGUCGAAACGUCAAUUUUUUAUCAAUGUUUCAAAAAUUAUAAAAAAAAACUAUUUUUAAAUCAGAAGACACCUAAAAUCAAGAACAUUCAGAAGGAAUAAUAAAUGAGAUUUAACACAAACGUCAACAUGGAUAAACUUUUUUUUCGGUAUACUGCAGUAAUUACUAGAAUUUUAAUAGGAGUACUUGAAUAUUUGAAUUUGAUGUUAAAAUUUAAUCCGUAAGUCAGAAUCACUAAACCUGCUAUCAGUAAUUAAUAUCUACUCAAAAAAAUCUUAAAUACAGGGAGAUGCAUUUAAAAUAUUGCCAAUAUCUCAAAAAAUAUGUUAUAUACACAAAAUCUGCGAAUUCUUUAAAUAGUAGCCGUUACGUAGUUUAGGGACAUCCUGUAUUGCUGGAAAUAAUUUCAGAUGCUACUUCGUUCAUUAUUUCCACUUUUUUUAAAAAAUAUAAAUAAAUUUGUAACACCAUUUUUUUUUGAAGAAAUAAUUAAUUUUCCUUUCUUCUCGUGUCCCCAUCUAUUAAUGACACUUUUUACUUGAAUCAUGUAUAGCGAGAAAGUAUAGGAACUAACAAAGUCAAUCAAAUGUCUUAAAUUUUCUAUUAGAAUUGUGUUUGUCUUUACAAAAUAAUUCGAUUCUAUUUUGUUCAAAAUGUGUGAUUUUUAUUUACGAGUCCCUGUAUAAUUUCCAAUAGAUUUUUGUAGUUGGUUUAACAGUGAUUGUAAUAUCGAUAUCUGCUAAAAACCCAUCCGGAAUUUGUUUUUUUUUCUGAAAUGUUUGUUAAAUGCAACUUUUUGUCGAUUUAGAUUAUUUCUGCUUUUACCAGCGAAGGUUGAACACAUACUAUUAUAGAAAAAUUUUAUCGUCCCAGUUCUGCGAAUUGUAUAAUAUUUUAACUUAUUUUAAUUCUUUUUUUAAAUUCGUCAUUUGGCUUUGUGGUGUUAAAAUUUUGUUAUUGAUUCGUGUGUAAAUUGUAUAUUUUCUUGUUGACAUGGCGAAAACUAAGAAAAUUCCUAAAGAACGUUCUGGUAUUAUGCACAAUUCCGUCAAUGCCAGUUUGGCCGGAAGAGCCAAAAGAAGGUUACAAAAACCGAGAGUUAAGAGAGUUUCUUGGAGAGAUGAACAAGUCGAAGGAAUGAGUGUAUCUGACGUACCGACUGAAGAUUUUGCCGACCCUGCCAUUUUGGUUAUACGAGAAAACGUCAAAAUUAGCUAUUCAAAGGAUGAGCUGUUGAAACUACGCGAAGCUCCGCUUUCUAAAAAGAAACCAGAUUUCAUUGACCCUUCAGAAGUUUGCCCAUCCAUCUGGGAUACCGAAAAAUGGGGAAUUGAACGAAAGAAAUCAGAUACUCCCAUUGAGAACGGUCCUCGAUCUAGUGGCGACGGCCCUUCGGAGCAUAGGCGACGACCCGGAGAUCCUAGGGAACGAAUUCGCAAAGAAAACGAUGGAAUUGUUUUGUCACCUCAACGACGCAGUUUCAAUUCCGGCUGUUUUGUACCAGUUAGAGGCGAUGCUACACGGAAUAAUCGAUCUCAUAGUCCAUUAGGAUCCAAAAAUGAACCCUCUCAUAUGGGUAUGAGGGAAAUACAGUCAAAUACUAGACGAAUUGGAAGUGGUAGAAUUCUUCGUGAUCCAUGGGACUUCAAUGAUAAACUUGAUUCAGGAGACAACGAGUACAGUUACAGAAGUCAACAACGUAACAAUAACAACGAUCGCGAUGACAAGUUCGGUGACAAAUAUGAAAGGAGAAGUUUUGGCAGAGAUUUUGAUAUAACAAGAGACAGAGAAAACAAUAAUAAAGAUGCCAGAAGAAUUAGUAAAGGCUUCGAAAGAAGGAGGAUAUCAGACAGAGAACAGGAAGAACCAGAAUGGUUUUCCGGUGGUCCAUUAUCUCAAAAUGAUACGAUCGAAUUGCGAGGUUUCGAUGAUGAGAAACCCACUAGAAAGAAACUCAGCCCACCAAAUUUGAAGCGCGCAAAGGAGGUUAAGAAAAAAAGUGAACCAGUACCGGUAACCAGUAACGGAGAAGAAAAAAAAGAGCAAGACACUCGUACGAUAUCUGAACAAAAUGUUACAUCCGCCCCGCCGGUCGGGGGUCAAAAUGAUAAGAAAGAAAAGCCCGACAAGCCUGCAAAAGACGAGCUAAAGGACAAUAAAGUUGACACUGAAAAGACUGAAACAGAAGGCGUAGUCAACGCAUUAGCCGAUGAACAUUCGUUUAAUUUUGACGAAAUCUUGAAAUGUGAGACUAUUCCUGGAUUAUUGACGAAUGGUAUUGGAACCGAUGGAGACAAUACAAAAUCUCGCUUUAGUCGUUGGUUUAAGCAAGAAAGUCCAGAGAAACUAGAAAGUCGUCGUUCAUCCUUACACGAAGAUCAUCAUAUCAUCAAGCAUUUGUUGAAAGACAUAGGAGAAACAAGUGUAACCAUUCCUGGCGAUUCUGAUGCGUAUUUUGCACCUAUCUCUCCCGCUGGUAACACUGGAGUAAAGAAAGAAAUUCAACCACAAUCUCAACCGAUCAAUAUCAUGGAAAUAUUGCAGAGGGGUAAGCAGCAAGCUGAACCGACUAAGCAAUCAAUUACAGGGAAGAUACUCAGCCUAGAUGAAUUGGAAGCGAAGAUAAGGCAAAAUGUUGAAGCAAGUACUGGUAUAUCUACGAAACAUCAUCAAAAACCUGAUGAAGAUAUGGCAGCAGCUUUCAAAAAAUUAUUAGAACAAGCACAAUCUGGAGGCCAUCCUGCAUCUAACAGCGCAUCAAUGAACAAGACCCAACCCAUGAGUUUACUAGAGAUGUUGAAUCAUUCCCAACAACAAGACGAAGCAGCUAGAUUGUCCGCUACAACUCCGCAUCUUCUUGGCGCAUCCAACAUAAAUAUGGGAAACAUUCAACAUCACGUUUCUAAUGAUCUCACAAUGAAAUUGCAACAAGCACAAUUUCAACAGCAACAACAACAGAAGCAACAAAUGGAUAUGCUCAAUAAGUUGAUCAACGCAACAACGUCUGUCCAUCCUCAACAAUUGCGGGCGUCUCCAUUGCAUGAUUUAGUUAUGCAACAAAGCAGAGAUUUACUGAAUCGACCUGAGGCACAGGCCAUACUUCAAGGUCUGAAACGUGGUGAAAUCACCACUCAACAUCUUUACCAACAGUUGGCUAAUCCAGCUUUACAGCCGAGACAUAGGGAAAUGUUAAUGACUAUCUUGAAAAUACAUGGAAACGGCGGUUUUGGUCCUAGCCCGAGAGUGCUUAGUCCGGUACCGCCACCACAUCACAUGUUUCAACAACAACAGCAACAACAAUUAAGGGUAUCGCCUCUACCACCGAAUGCUAUGCAUCAAAGAAUUCCAUCACCAAGAGAAUUACAAGUCCAUACUCAAAACAUUCUGCAACGAGCAUUGAUCAAGAAAAAACUUGAAGAACAACAAGAAAAUUAUCGUAAAAAGCAAGAGAUGCAAAGAGGACAAAGUCCAAGUAAUAACGCUAGUCAAACUCCCUCUAAGAACGUUCCUUCUCCUACUCCAUUGGCAUUCACACCAACAUCAGUACUAAGAAAAAUGACCGCAGAAAAAGAAGAAGGUAAAGAAACUAAGGCGAACACUGAAUCUAAAGUACCUCCUGGAAGACCAUUGACAGGAAUGAGAACACAACCUCCACAGCAACAAUGGAAUCCCAGUGCCCAGUUUAUGUCUGUAAAACAUCCAGGUAUCGACAGCCGUCCAAUUGUCAAGGCAAACAAUAAUUUUCAAUCCCCCAUGACCGAUCAAUUCUUUGGACAACAAGCUCCGCCACCUCAACAGCAACAAGUUAUGCAACAACAGAGAGCUCAACAACAACAAUUAGCUUAUCAACAACAGCAACAAAGAAAAGUAUUAAAUCCUCAGGUUUUGGGCUCACAAUAUCCGACUAACCAAGGUGUUCCCCAGUCUCAAUAUAAUCCUCAACAAUACUCUUCUAAUCAACAGUUUACUCAACAGCAACUUCGAGCGCAGCAUCAGCACAGACCAGCUAAUCAACAGCAAUCUGUACAACAGCAGCAACAUCAACAAAUGAAUUUCCAACAACAAAACAGUCAACAACAGAAUAUGAGUGGGGGAAAUUGGCAGCAGUUUUUCAAUAGUUCACAUCCAGCGAAUAGAAACUCCAAGGCAAGCACAGAAAAUGACGGAAUCCGAGCUACGUCCACAUCUUCCUCUACUGCGACAGUAAAUCAGUUGGCACGUUGGUUUUCUCCUGAUCUACUGGAACGUGCCAGAGUGGGUGAGUUGCCUAGUACCGCUGGUCUUUCACAACAUGUUCUUAGCCUUGAAGAAAUUGAACGGCAAACGGCACCCCCCGUCCAUAAUUAAAAUGUCAAGAAUUGUUACUCUUUAUUUGAAAGAUGUUGAAGUGGGGCGUCGGGAAGGGAUAUGAACGGUUAAAUAUCAGUCAACGACUUGUUAAUUUUAGUUAAAGAAAUAUUGAAUGUAUCAAAUGUAUUUAAUCCCUAUUAGGAACUUGUCAAUUUGUCUUAAGGGAAAAAAGUCGUUAUAAAAUCCUCACCCCUAAGAUUAAUAUAUAAACUGUAACAUUUUGUAAAUAAAACAAAAAAAAAGUUACAUAUACAUUGUGAUAGAAUUAUGAAGUUAUUAUGAGUUUAUUGUGUAAUUUCUCUUAAUACAUUUAUUUCAGAUAUAAUUGACUAUACAAGAUAAGCCAAGAAUUGUUGGUAUUUUGAGUACAAAUAGAAAACUUUCCAAUUAACUUUCACAGUAUUUUUAUUUACACAAAAAUGUGUUCAGAAAAAGAUGGUUUAAAAUUCAGAAGGGGAGAUAUUAUUUCAAACAAUAAAUUUUAAUGUGUUUAGUAUUUUCCAGAUUUAAAAAGAAAUAUAUGUUUGCAAUCUUGAAAAACAAUUGAAAAUUAUAAAGUGGAAAAAAUGCCAAUCCUUUUACACUCUUAAUUACUCGAAUUGUUGAGUUUAAAUGUCUCACUAUGUAGCUUAGUAUUAAUGUAUUACUAAAAUACAGAGCAGUUACACUAUAAACGGUUGUUUAAUCAUGGAAACUCGUUACUAUAUUCAGUUUGUAUGUAUUUCGAAAAAUAAAAAAGAUUGAAUAUAAUUUGAUCAGUAUAGUAACAAUUUAUUACCCUAUUGUACAGCCAUUGUUUUUGUCGCCAAUAAAAAAAUAUGAAACCGCAAAAAUAACUACCAAAGGCAACAAAACACGAUAAAUAAAAUUUUCAACUAUUCUAAGAUAGAGUUACCUAAAUAAUUUUCUUUCACAUUCCAAACUGCUAUUACUACAUUGCGCUUCAUCUUUUCGCUUUUCUUCAUAAUUAGAGGUGACACAAAAACAAAAAUUCUUUCUGUCUUGUAUCUAUCUAGUACUCACGGACUGUUAGUUCAUUUUAGGUUUGUUGAUGAUUCAGGUUUUCAUUAGGGGAGAGUUAUAUAAUACCGCGCCCGUUAGAGCAUAUGGAUAUAAUUUUCGACUAGUGCAUAUCAGAUCAACUCAAGCUAAAAUUUUAUUUUAAGAGGUUACCUAGCAAUCAAUUUUAAAUACAAUAUUUAUUUUGUACAACACCUAUAUAAAAAUAUUGGUUUGAGAAUAGCGUGCCCCGGUUUGAUAAUACCGUACAUUCAAAAUAAUAGGCGAUACAUAGGUUAAUCAACAUUUAUUUAGGCAUAAUUCACAGCCAUAGGUACAUAACUAGGUAUAGUGCUUAUCUUAACAGAAUCUAACAUUAAUCUUAACAGAAGUCGCAAAUAUAAUUUUCUUUUCCACUGCAUUCUUUGUGUAUCCAGGUUGAACAAGAACAGCAACGAAACCAAACUUUAUUAUUACGUCCGAAAUCACCACACAAUUUACAUAUGUCAUUAGUUUUCUCAUUUUCUUUGUCUGAGCUUAUCUCAUCUUCAUCGUCGUCAUUACAUAAUUGUGCAAGGGGAAUAUCCUCGCUGCUUUCUUCACAGCUAGAAAUUAACACUCUUCACAGAUUUUCCUUUUGCCAAAGCUUUUCCUUUAUAUUUUUUUUCUUCUUCCAAUUUUCUCUUUUUCUCCUUAUCUUCUAGCUGUCCUUUUAGUGGCGUGGUGGUUAAAAUUUGAGUGUUGUUUUUUUGAACGUCAUUUAAUUUUCUGAAUUUUUCGAGGCACUGGGCUCGAUAUCUCUAAAGUGUUACUACGCGAAGUACUGGCAACAGGUUCAGUCUCAUUUGCAACAUGUGUAGAGAGUGCUUCCGCUGCUAUGUCAUUGUUGAAUGAAUUUUUGUUUCGAGUAGUUAAGUCUUCAAUAAUUGGGUCUGAUAUAAAUCAUCAUCAUCAAAUAUGUCUGGGUUUAUGGGAUGAAUGCCAGUCACUUUUACUGCCUUGUCCAUUGAAUCUACUAUCAAAUAAGCUUUAUUAAAUAUUGAAGUCAAAACAUCAUGAGUAAUUUUUUCAUAUGGAUGGUUUUUCAUAUAUAAGUCACACUCUUUAGGAUAAACUGUCUUCAAUGGACCGUAGAAAGUGACCAAAAACAAUGCAAUUUCAGAUUUAUUAAAACCCAACACUCUAUUCAUGCUUGUUGGCUCCGGAAGUCGUAAAGAGAUCUCAGGAUUUCUUUUUAGAAACGCAUACACCCAACACUUAACAGCCAUGCCCUUCUCUGUUGAAAAAAUGUGUCUAAUAUUUAUGCAACCGCGAAUUCAUAAUCCAAUUUGCGUAGUUGUUGCUGUGAGAUUCCAAAAAAAUGUUUUAGCCAACUUAAUAAUAUGGCCAGCUAACUCCUUUUCAUCUUCUUUUCAAAAUGUUGCCUUUCGGCCAAAUCGAGGGUCAUAGUAUUCUCAUAAAUGAUCUUGCUACUUCUUUUAUUUCUCUCCCACUCUUUACAGCUUCUAAAGCAGCUUGCAUUUGAAGUGAAUCCCGUGACUCCUUUUUUCUUUUUGGUGCACUUUCAGCCAUGGUAUAAACAUAGGUACCUAUAAUAUGCAGCCUACGCCAUUUUGUUUUGCCACCACAACAGAAUUUUACAAUUAAAAUUUAGACCACACAAAGAAGUACAUACCUGGAUACGUCAGUCACUGAACAAUUAUAAGAAAUGCGCGCAAAAGUUCUCUACAGACGUACAACUCGUACCACUGACCGUGGGCCACUGCCACGCGGGACGGGGUUACUCGGUCGCAAGGGCGAUCAUGUGAUACAUACACAGUCAUAGCUUUUAUAGAUAGUUAUAAGUUACACUGGGGCGCGGUAUUAUCCACCGCACGGUAUUAUCCAACCCUCCCCUAUAUCAACCAAUAAUGUUAAACAUAUCCUAUAACAUUAUCAGCAGAAUUGACUGCUUAAUUUUAAUAAAAUUAGGAUAAGAAUUACUCAAGAACUCAAAACAUUGAAAUUGCUCUAUUGUCGAUUGCUCUCUGUAAACAGGCUCAACAAAUCUACACAUUUGGUUUAUUUUCCAAUGUUUCGCAUAAUAAAUCACUAACGUUCAAGCAAUUUAUGUUAAAAAAACAAUCGAAUAUGAAAACAAGUGACUUACUUUCAAUGAACACUGAAUGCAUUGAAAAUUAGCAUCAAUUGUUGCUGGUGCUGAUAGUAACACAACUAUAAUCGAUUGAUGCUGGACGCUUUUAAUCCACUUUAUAAUAAUAAUUUGUAUAUGCAGAUAUUUUCUUUAACAGUAUCUAAUCUUCUAUUCAAAUAAAGUUUAAAACUUUAAUUAUCGUAAACUCCCAAGUAUUAUUAGUUAAACUACUUUUUCAACUUGAUGAAUGUGGACGGUUGAGGACAAUUUUUUUUACCAUUUACAAUUUUAUAAAUAGUGUUUUCAUUAUUUUCUUAGGUGUAAUAGAAAAAAUGUAUUAUUGGUAUUUAAAAUUGGAAAGUUGCUUAUUGUUACAUUUAUAAUUAUAUCACUUUUAAAAAGCGGUCAAUCUAAUAUCGGCAUAGUUUGAAAAUUUGACAAUAAACUCGCUAAUUUUUGAGGAACAAAAAAUUGUUUGAUCUGUAUUGAUUUUAGAAGAAUGUUCAGUAAAUACUGGUUAUCAGUAACCAAUUUUUUUGUUAUUGUCUGCAAUUUGAUAAAAAUUAAGUUUUCAUUUAAACAUAUCAAUAUUUUGGUUUUCAUUCAAAUUUUAUAAUUUCUGAGCUGCCUCCAAGCUGCGCUUUUUUGAUAUUAAAGGUAUCUUUUAGUUAAUAUAAUUUUUUACUUUUUGGUAUUAAUUUUUUCUAUACAGAAAUGAAGAAAAAAAUGAAUAAUUCAACAUGUAUUUAAAACUGUUUUUUGUGUAUUCUUAGUAAUCAAAUCAUAAAUCAAAAGAUUACAGUAACUAGAAGAAUAUGUUUUCUAUUUCAAUGUUUAAAAUCUUUAUUUGGAAAAUUAUCAAUAUAAAAUUUGCUACUGUCUUCAAAUUAAUAAAAAUUCAUUUGCCUCUUAUAAAAACCUCUACAUCUUCUUUGUGAAAAACUUCCAGGUAUAUUAUAUAUAAAAUAGAGUAUUUAAUGCCUGAAAGUAACAAAAAGAAACUAGAGGAAGUCCCAAAAAAAAUUUCAUAUAACAAACAAUAUUUUUUAUUACUAUUCGAAGUGGACGUCUAUUUUGUGCUGAAAAUGGCUAAAAUAUUUCUGCAUGUCGAAUUUCAAAAAAAUUGUGCCUACUUAUCCCUCAUAAUACAAUAUAAUUGAAAAGAUAUGACCACUCAAGAUUCAAAUAAAUACAUAUAUUGUAUUUCAAAGUUAAAAUGUUUUAUAAUUUUCAGUAUUUUACUUGCAUUAACUUCUCUAUUAAAAAACGAAUUGAUUUACCGCUUUUUAAAUACAUUCUUGGCUUCAUUAUGAUACUACAUAAUUUUUUCAACAUUAUGAAGAUGGUUGUUACAUUACUUAAUGCGUCCUAACCAUUUAAAUUGUCGACUGAAAAAAAAUAGGGUUAAUUGGGUUAACGAAAAAUUGAUUUUUAUUUUUUAGAAUGGAAUUUUUUUAUUUUAUUUUUGUUUGGUGUGAUAGACAUUUUUUGUUUCGUUUUGGUGUUUCACUAGAGUAAUGGCAACCACAAUAUAGUAAAGGACGAUGUAUUUUUUUCCUUGUGGAAAAUUGCGCUAAGUUGAUUUGCUGUGAAAUAUUUUACUGUUACUGUAAUUGAAUAUUGUACUCCCCUUGAUUAUAUAUUAUAUAAAAAAAUCUAACUGAGGUCUAAAUUUUCAUUGCCAAUUGCUUAAAAGGCUAUAUAUUUGGGUUAUAUUUUUGCAUAUCACAAUUAUUGGGAAUCACAACUUCAUUUUCCAGCGUUAUUUUGAUAAUGCCUAUAAAAACAUGCCAGGUGCAAAAAUAUAGCUUUAAUUUAGCUUAAAUCGAAACAAAUUCAUUGAUUCAGUAGACCUUUUUAAAUAAAUUAUGAUCAAAGACACAACGUUUCUAGAAAACUGAAUGUUAUUUUUGAGGUUUGCAUUGGUUUCUAAUAAUUAUUUUUUUCUGUUUUAUUCAAUUUAAUAAUCAAACAUCCUAUACAAAUUUAUUUUAAAUUACUACAAAUUUUAUGCGUACACGACAACAAAUCAAAACUUAGAAAAAAUUGUCUGCACAUAUUUUCACAUAAUUUGUGCCUUCUACUACAUUUGCCGUGGAUAUAACAGCAAAUCAUUAGCGCCAUUUUUAUAAGGAAUUUGUCUAAUCCUAUUGAUAUAUCGGUGGUUCCCAGUUAAUUUUGUGCUUGUAUAAAUUAUUAAUGACAGUGAAAAUCACAUAACAGAUAUCAAUGUGACAACUCGAAAAAAAUCUUUCUGCUCGGUCAACUUUCUUGAUAUCUAGUAUUCAUGAUUGUAAUUUUGAUCUGAUGGAAACUUGCUUUUAGAUCAAACUCCUUUGUAAAACAUCGUUAUUUUGUUAUAUCGUGAGAUAAUAACUAUUCUUAUUGAUAGAUUGGUAGAACACUGCUAAUAAUUGGGAAACACUGAACAAAGUCGCAUAAAAAUUUUGAUUUUAUAAUAUUCUGGAACUUAUUUUUUCUAUGCCCUUCGUUAAAAUUUACUUAAUGAUAAGAUCAAUACUUAGAACACGUAAAGUAUAGAGAAAUGAACAUUAUGUCAAUUGUAGCUAGUCUAAACUUUGUUCUUUUCACAAAGUGAAUUUUUAACGAAUUUAUUUAAAAAAAACAUUCCUAAUAAUCUUUAGUACUGAGCCCAAAAUAACUUCUCGGUAUUUAUUUAUAAAUUAAAUUGAAGUCAAAUGCGAAACAAAUUUUUAAUCCAAAUAUUUAUAAAUAAUCAUCCAAUUAUAUUUUGUUACUUUGAAUAAAUUUGGUAAUAACAUUUUUUUUCGAUCUCUAAGUUAACUUACUUUAGUAUACAUACUAUAGACAAAAUCUAUAUUUUGAAUCUUUACUUGAAUGAAAAUUGCUUUGAAUGAAUAAAUAAUUUCUUAUUGCAGAAAGUUGGGGUAUUUAAUUUAGAUUAAUAUCCAGGCUGUGUUUAAAAGUUUUAUAUAUUAUUUCUAAUAUUUAAAACGUUAAAAAAAUUCAAGAGAUUAAAAUCUUGAAAAUUACGAAUAAAACCCGAAUCAAAUUUAUUAAUCAAAUUAAAAUUAAUUUUUGGCUGUGGUUCAUGAUAUAAUAUACUGUAUCGAAUAUUUUGAAAGUAGAAUCCAAAUGAAAAUUUGGGAUAUUGUAAAAAGGAACAAACUAGACUCUUAUUAAAAAUGUAUGUUAAUAUUGGAGAACUUAAUAUAAAAAAUUGUUUCGUUUUUGACUUGAAAAAAUAAUGGCCUUUUAAUAGUUUUAUGUUAAUUUUUAACCAGAAAGAAUAGCAAUGUACGGCAAAUACCCAAGACCCGUUUGAACUUCUACAAAUGGAAACUAUGAAAACACUCAUUUGCACGAAACUUAUUAAAUAUUCUUUGCAUCUGAUUAACACAAAAUUAUUGAGGUCUUUAAUGGACAAAAAUCUGAAAUUGAAAUUAUCAAAUGCCAAAUAAACAUUGUUAAAUCUAAAUACUUUCUCUCUGUAAAAACUGUAUAAGAUGAUUUUGUAAAUAUGAAAUGUCAUAUUAAAAUUGACAUACAUUUUUGUUUUGAAAAAUAAGUAAAUGAACAAGAACAA